AGUAUAUAUAUUCAAAAUACUAUCAUUUUAAGAUGUACUCAGUAUUAAAAGCUACUAAGGAAAUGCAUUUUCUUCAUGCUGUCUUCAAAAUUGAUGUAUUUUAUUUUAACCUUACAGAAUAUGCUGUUUAUAUAUAUAAAAACACAGUGCCUAUGACUGGAAUUGCUAGGCCAUAAGAUAUUCAAGGGACUUCCCAUGGGGCUCAGUUGUUAAACAAAACAAAACAAAACAAAACAAAAAUCUACCUGCCAGUGCAGGACAUGCAGAUUCUGUCUCUAGGUUGGGAAGAUCCCCUGGGGGAGGAGGAAAUGGCAACCCACAGUAUUCUUGCCUGGAGAGUUCCAUCGACAGAGGAGCCUGGCAGGCUACAGUCCAUGGGGUCGCACAAAGUCGACACAACUGAGCAUGCUCACAUGCACGAUAUUCAAAUGUUUACUUUUCUGGGUCAUACCAAAGUUUUUUACAGUGGUUGUGUUAAAUUGCAUUCUCACCACCUGAGUGUGAAAGUGGAAGUCACAUCAUCACAGUGUGUUCUUACAGUCUUGCAAGACAUGGCCCACGGACAUGGACAUGAACAUGGUCCUAGUAAAAUGGAACUUCCAGAUUAUAAACAAUGGAAGAUAGAAGGGACACCAUUAGAAACCGUCCAGGAGAAACUGGCCGCACGAGGACUAAGGGAUCCAUGGGGCCGCUAUAAUGACUAGCAUGGGCAAAGCUACACAACUGACCUGUGAUGGAUAGGCCAAGGUGAGUCUUGCAUUUGACAAUUCUGUAACAUUCUGAGUAUUAUGACUGUGAAAUAUGAAACCAUCAAGUGCUUUUUCUUGUAUUUCAUGAAAUGUGAGCAUAUAGAGCUACUUACCUUAUAUCACAGAACAAUUCCUGUUGUGAUCCACUUGAAUUAUCUUAUAUAAGGUAGCAUUUAAGUCUGUUAGAAAGGUGAAAAUCAAAUUUAUUUUACUUAAUGAAUAAGUCAUAUGUGAUUAUAAUUUUCCCCUUUUUUUUCCCCUCUAGCAAUGAAGCUUGGAGAUACAUGGGUGGCUUUGCAAAUAAUGUUUCCUUUGUUGGAGCAUUAUUAAAAGGAUUCAAGUGGG
Molecule: messenger RNA, 1094 nt
Organism: Bubalus bubalis (water buffalo)
Lineage: Eukaryota; Metazoa; Chordata; Mammalia; Artiodactyla; Bovidae
Gene: NDUFB3
Product: NADH:ubiquinone oxidoreductase subunit B3
Exons: 3
Coding region: 261-704 (147 amino acids)
Biological process (GO): mitochondrial respiratory chain complex I assembly; electron transport chain
Cellular component (GO): mitochondrion
Source: RefSeq, a predicted model, not a curated record